This is a messenger RNA of Colletotrichum acutatum, 1277 nucleotides long. Its product is annotated as trichodiene synthase. Gene Ontology annotation, biological process: sesquiterpenoid biosynthetic process. Bases 1 to 1212 code for a protein of 403 amino acids. The record is from RefSeq and is a predicted model, not a curated record. The transcript has 3 exons. Gene Ontology annotation, molecular function: trichodiene synthase activity. NCBI's taxonomy places the organism in Eukaryota, Fungi, Ascomycota, Sordariomycetes, Glomerellales, Glomerellaceae.
AUGGACACCGCAAGCUUUCCUACAGACUGUUAUCUUGAUGCUGUCGUGAGCUUUCUGAGCAUUAUCAACUAUAACGACACCAAUUACACACACCAGGACAGGGUCCGUAAUCUACACUAUGCUUACGCUAAGGCGGCGAAGCACUUUGCCCAGCCGACGCAGCAGCGUCUGAUCAAAGCCAGCCCGAGACGUCUCCAGGCAUCUCUUCAGACAAUUGUGGCCAUGGUAGUCUACGCCUGGGUGCGCGUCGACCCCGAGGUUAUGGCAGAUCUGAGCAUCCACUACACUUAUAUGCUAGUGCUUGAUGACAGCCAAGAUGAUCCCGACGCAACUAUGCAGUCAUUCUACCAGGAUCUUCUUGCCGGGAAGCCUCAACGGCACCCUUGGUGGCAGAUGGUGAACGCGCAGUUCCCAACUGUGCUUAGCCAUUACGGUCCGUACUGCGGUUUAAACCUGGUUCGGAGCACGACCGACUUUUUCCAGGGUUGCUGGAUUGAGCAACAUAACUUUCAGGGCUUCCCGGGCUCAUACGACUUCCCCGGCUUUCUGCGUCGCAUGAACGGCCUCGGCCACUGCGUCGGCGCAUCCAUCUUUCCCAAAGCCCAAUUUGACGAAAAGGAGCUCUUUACGGAGAUCACGUCUGUCAUCUCUCAGAUGGAGAACUGGAUGGUGUUUGUGAACGACCUACUAUCAUUCUACAAAGAAUUCGAUGAGCCGCGUGACCAGACGUCACUCGUCAACAACUACGCCAAGUGCGACCGCAUCACGCUGGCCGAGGCGCUGAACAAGCUGACGCGCGACACAAUCCGCUGCUCGGAGCAGAUCGUUGAGGUCUUUGCCGACAAGGACCCAAGCAUCGCCGACACCCUCCAGACUUUCUGCCAGGGCUAUGUCACCUGGCACCUGAGCGAUCCUCGCUACCUGAGCGAUCCUCGCUACCGUCUCCGUGAACUCGUCACUAGCGCUGCUGGCGGUGACAGUGCCACGGCGAAGGAGUUCCGUCGGUACCAGGCUGCCGGUGACCUCGUUGGGGCUGUUGACCCCAAGGAGUGGGCUUACCCUCCUGUUGCUGACCUUGUUGAGGAUCAUAGCGUCGGGGAGGUUGUCCAAGUCGCGACACCACUAGUUCCGAAGACGUCUAUCAAUGCCAGUAACACUGUGGGUGCUGUAUCAAAGUGGGCAAAGAAAUUUUGGCCGCAGGAGUAUAUCUAGUCACUUCCAUAUGGAUCAUGGGAACCCAAUUUGGGGUUUGAUAAGUUUUUGUAUUUAGGAUAGGU